This is a messenger RNA of Triplophysa rosa, 1424 nucleotides long. Its product is annotated as receptor-type tyrosine-protein phosphatase C-like. The transcript has 6 exons. Gene Ontology annotation, molecular function: protein binding. The coding region runs from base 22 to 642 and encodes 206 amino acids. The record is from RefSeq and is a predicted model, not a curated record. NCBI's taxonomy places the organism in Eukaryota, Metazoa, Chordata, Actinopteri, Cypriniformes, Nemacheilidae.
CAAAUGUAAUGUAACUACACAAUGAUGGCCAUGUUGCCCCCAGACAAACCUAGCAUAACCUAUAAUGAAACAAUCCCCACUCAGUUUAUGUGGAGUAAUAAACCACAGGACUGUGACGACACACAAAUGCAAGUCAAAUGCACCAGAGAUUCUUGGAGUCGUACUUUUGCUUUAGAUCAGAAUGUGUCAUUUUUACCCGGCAAAACAUAUAAAUGCACAGGAGAAUACUCUUAUGAGGAUAAAACCAUCAAGAGUAAAGAGAUUCCAGUUAACAUAACAUGUGAUUGGCAAAAGAAUACAGACCACCUAUUUCAGCGAAUUGAAAGCAGUUCCUUUGUCAUGUCAUGGAAAUCACUGAAUGAUAAGAACUGUCCAGGGAUUGAACUGUACAAUUAUGAAGCCAUGUGCACUGGUAGACAUGUACAUAGGAAAAACUGUACACAAACCAAGAACAGUGGCAUAGAAUGCAGUUUUGACGAUUUGGAACCAUAUACUAAUUAUACAUGUGUAAUUAGAGCCAAAGUCAACACCAGUAUCACCAGCGACCAAAGUGACACCGGUCACUACACAAUCACUACUGGAAAGAAACAAACUAAUCGGUCCGUGACACCUGUAUCCAGUAUCUGCGUAAAGCCCACCUGAAUUGGACAUCAGACUAUUUGCUCUCCUCUAACCUGCUUGGGCGUUGAACGAAGGGCAACUUUAAUCUUUUUUUGGAUGGUUUAUUUGCACAUUUGAUCACAUGUUGAUCAUUUAAGAUACACAUUAAGUUUACAGUAUGCUUAUUGCUUUUUUAAAAGUCUUCUUUUAUUCGCUGUUCUUUGCAUAAAAUCAUUCUACAUAAUGUAAAGAACAUUGGGCGAAAAAAAAUCUUGAUUUUCUAUUGACUGUCUGUCUAUUGACAGAGUAAAAUUGAAAUCAAACUUUGAUAUAUUUAGCCUGGUUUUCACAUGUUUGUCUAAAAGUUUGAAGUAUGUACAUUUUUGCGUUAUUGUACAGAAUAAAAUUAGCUAUUUUAAAUUCCUUUUGACCAACCUUUACAGUAGUAGUAGUUUUUUUCAAUAUUCCAGCUACUCCUCGAUAUGAUGAAAGUGAAUGAGGCUGUCAUGUGCUAAAAUGAACACACACCAAAUAUUUGACUUGUGAUUCUGAAUUUUGGUAUUACCGUGGAAUAUUUGUUAUAACAUUGCAAAUGUCAAGGCACUGAACUGUCAGGAUUUUGCUACCGGUUUAGUUCGUAUAGAACUGACAUUAAACAUUUGCUGUUAUUAUCAGCUGUUUGUGUUUAGUUUCAUGUACUAGUGUGAUUGACUGUAAAAUGCAAAGGGAAUACAGUACAUACAUUGGGAUUUUUGACAGGCAUCCAAUGCCUAAUUCUUAGUUGGUUAGUUAACAAAAAUGUUUAAAUAAACUAUAUAAAUAAA